CUUACCUAACCUAAUAUCUGCUUAGGUAUCGACUCGUCGCUAUAGCAUCAUCCGUUUCUUCAACACCCCGCCUCUUGCACAUCAGCUUCGCCCCGCUCGCCCACCAUGGCUUCUCACGACGACGAUACUAUGCCCGAGGAGACUCAGGGCUACAAGCUCUCUCAGCCCAAGCAGAGUCUGGCUGAGUACCAGCAGAUGGACGCCGGCGAUGAGUCUCUCCAGCGAUACAAGGAGUCCCUCGGUCUCGGCGGGGGUACUGACAUCUCCGACCCCAACGACCCCCGAGUCUGCAUCAUUCUCUCCCUGACCAUGGACUCUCCUGGCCGCCCUCCCGUCACCAUCGAUCUCUCUACCCCCGGAAGCGAGACCACCCUCAAGGACAAGCCUUUCAACAUCAAGGAGGGUGCCAAGUUCACCAUGAGCGCCAAGUUCAAGGUCCAGCAUGAGAUUCUUAGCGGUCUUCACUACGUCCAGGUUGUCAAGCGAAAGGGUAUCCGAGUCUCCAAGGACUCGGAGAUGAUUGGAAGCUAUGCUCCCAACACUGAUAAGCAGCCCACCUACGUCAAGAAGUUCCAAGAGGAGGAGGCUCCUAGCGGCAUGCUUGCUCGUGGUCACUACAACGCCAUCUCUAGCUUCGUGGACGACGAUAAGAAGAAGCAUCUCGAGUUUGAGUGGAGUUUCGACAUCGCCAAGGAUUGGUAAACACCAAUACCUUGAUAGCGCGACCCGACGACAUAACUCAAAAAUACAUAUCACACACGUCAUGAGAUAAUGAGAUACCUGAAUAUCGGAGAAGAAUUUUCACACAAAAAACUCACAUAAAGCAAAAGAAACCCCCAUUUGGGCCGGAGAAAGGUGGUUGCUCUGUUUCGUAUCAUCUACUCGUCACUGACGAGGCAGUACUGAGCUCGGUUUGGAGCUUCAAUACUGCAGGA
This is a messenger RNA of Fusarium oxysporum Fo47, 935 nucleotides long. RefSeq names its product immunoglobulin E-set. Gene Ontology annotation, molecular function: protein binding; Rho GDP-dissociation inhibitor activity. The transcript is spliced from 3 exons. Gene Ontology annotation, biological process: Rho protein signal transduction. The coding region runs from base 106 to 702 and encodes 198 amino acids. NCBI's taxonomy places the organism in Eukaryota, Fungi, Ascomycota, Sordariomycetes, Hypocreales, Nectriaceae. Gene Ontology annotation, cellular component: cytosol; membrane; cytoplasm. The record is from RefSeq and is a predicted model, not a curated record.